Messenger RNA from Orbilia oligospora ATCC 24927, 3564 nucleotides. RefSeq lists its product as uncharacterized. Gene Ontology annotation, cellular component: endosome; trans-Golgi network; cytoplasm. Gene Ontology annotation, molecular function: protein binding; GTPase activator activity. Gene Ontology annotation, biological process: intra-Golgi vesicle-mediated transport. The transcript has 7 exons. Bases 1 to 3564 code for a protein of 1187 amino acids. The record is from RefSeq and is a predicted model, not a curated record. NCBI's taxonomy places the organism in Eukaryota, Fungi, Ascomycota, Orbiliomycetes, Orbiliales, Orbiliaceae.
AUGGGGAAUGUUGGAAGUCACCCAGAAGACCCGGCCGCGGUCUUCAUGCGCGACCAGGCCAGAUUGACCGUUACCUCUCUCGUAGUCACAAAUUCAAAGAAGAAGCCCAUCGUCUCCAUCACCCCGAAUGCGUUCCCAAGUACCCGAGCUGUCGCCAAAAAGGAAAUCGGAGACGAUGCUCUGGUUGAAUACGUUCAAGACCCAUAUGUAGCCACUCAAAGCCCCGGAAUUCUCCUCAAACUCACCAAUGAAGAUGAACUCAACUUCGACUUUACCUUCGUCGCCCGACAACGUCGUGACGAGGCCGGUACUGCCACCGAUACAAAUAUUACCGGUUUGACCUUUAUACUCGCUAGUAAUCACCGAGAACUCGAUGACCUCGUCACACGGGAGUUUCACGCCGACCCUAAUCUACACAAACAUGCCAAUGUCGAUUUCUUAGGUGACUACUCCACCGGUGGCAGUCCAUCGGUGUCUUUCACAUGGAGUUGGAAGUGGAGGCCGCCGAAGGGAGUACCCGAGAAGUCAUCCGGUUACCGGAAUACUUGCGCUUUUGUCGAGUACGAUCAGAGAGCUCACAAGCUAUCACGGCUAGCCGAGUUCUCCUUUUGGGUUCACAAUAAACAGCAAUCUACGCCACUCGGCCUCGGCUUACUCGACCCCCGUCUUCUCACCCCCAAACUUCGUGCCACAUCAAAUAUUUCCACCGACUCCAACGCCCUCUCCGCUGCUAGCGAGCCACUUUCCGAACCCCUGACCCCAGGAAUUGAAUCCACUACUUUCGAUAUCGCAUCACCACCACAACCUUCCAAAGAUACCGCCUGCUACAAAGAUGACGACAUUCUUGACGAUGGACCGCUCUUCAGAGCCACCAUGAAGGAAAUGGAAUCCCGUACCACUAUACUCCGUCAGCGAAUGAAGAAAGUCAUACGAAGGGCCGAGGAAGCUAAACGGAUGCAAGCUCAAUGGAACGAUUCCCUGAGCCUAUUCGCCGAAUCCCUCCGUGAAGUCGCCGCCAAUAAUACCUCCGGCACGAAACCGGCGCUAGAAGAAUACUUUGAAAGAUCAGCUAAAGAAAUCUUAAGGUUCGAACGCCACAACGAGGCGCAUCUUCAAAAAUUUAUAAUCGAGCCGAUAACGAAACUCUACACCUAUGAUAUCAAAGCCGCUGAGGCCAAGAAGAAGGAAUUUGACGAAGAAAGUCGAGAGUUUUAUGGAUUUGUCAGUCGCUAUCUGGGCAUGAAGAAUGAUUCUGUGACUCAAAAGAAGAAAACGGAGAGUGAUUCUAAAUAUGUGGUUAAGAAACGAAAUUUCGAGAUCAAACGACACGAUUAUGGAAGCUUUAUGCAGGAUUUGCAUGGCGGAAGGAAGGAGCAGGAGAUGGUGUCGCACCUUACGAAAUAUGCAGAGGCGCAAGCUAAGAGUCUGUUGAGUACGGCGAAGAGAGUGCAGGAAUUGCAGCCACAGCUCGAGGCUAUAAUGGAAGAAAUAAAAAACUCGGAGAAGCAGUUCAAGAUUCAACGGUCCGAGAGGGAAGAAAGGAGACGAGCUAUCGAAAUGGGCGCUACUGUUUCUGAAGACUCUUCCAUGUCGGAUGUUAAUGGGCAGCAGGUUGUUGGCACUAGCGCGAUCCCUCCACCUAGUUUGCCGGUUAUCAUGACCGAUAGUGGAAGUUUGGUGGCGAAUAUGGAAACCCCUCUUCCAACUGGCGGCAACAGUACUACACCUGAUGUUGUAACUAUCAGAGCUGUUUCCAGUCACUCAAGAUCAUCACCGCCUUUGGCGAACGAAUCGACAACGACGAUAGCAGCGUCGACUGUGUCGAGUUCGGCGCCAGUGGGAUUGUUGAGUCCGACUGCAACGGCGGAUUCUGGGAAGUUUAAGGGGUUUCGAGAUUUAGAGGAUAAACCUGUGAACGGUGCGAAUACUGUUACUGGAGUGGAUAGGAGGAAGGAAGGGUUAUUGUGGGCGUUGAGUCGGCCUGGUGGACAUCAUGAUCCUAAGGCUUUGCCGAAAGUUAAUUGGCACAAAUACUGGGUAGUUCUUGCGGCCGGUCAGUUGUGCGAAUACUCGAAUUGGAAGGAAAAGCUGGAUCUGCAUAACGAGCCAAUUAACCUCCGUAUGGCGUCUGUUCGCGAAGCCCGAAAUCAAGAGCGAAGGUUUUGCUUUGAAGUUAUCACCCCGCAGUAUAAACGUGUGUAUCAGGGGACCAGCGAAGAUGAUAUGAACAACUGGAUUACAGCGAUCAACAACGCAGUCAAAGGCAUGCUUGAAGGGUCGAAGUCUAGGACUGCUUUCGACCCUAGCAAGCUAGUGGAUGAUCCGACAAAGAAAGAUAUCUCGCAAGUAUUCGGAAAGGGAUCCUCGUUAUCGCAUCUGAGCAGCGGGCAGAUUGCUGUUAGGGAUCCGAGUCAUCAUCAUCACCAUGGAUCUAGCGGGGGUGGGAAUUCACUAGCAGCGAAUAAUUUGCAGCGAAGGAUCACGGUUGGAUCGAGACCGACUUAUCCGCGGAGGAGUAGUACGUUCAACGACGAUCCUGAUAAGCUGUUACAAAUGAUUAGGGAUGCGGAUGUUGAGAAUGGAAGGUGUGCGGAUUGUGGGAGCACGGUUAAGACGGAGUGGGUUUCAAUUAACUUUGGGAUUGUGCUUUGUAUUGAAUGUUCGGGGAUUCACAGGUCACUCGGAACACAUAUUUCGAAAGUACGGAGUUUGACGUUGGAUGUUAACUCGUUCACGCCAGACCUUACGGAGUUACUAGUUCGGAUUGGUAACAAGACUUCGAAUUCGAUAUACGAAGCACGACUUGAUCCGAAAGAAAAGCUAGGAUCCAAUCAACAAGUUACGAGGGAGAUGAGAUUGAAAUUUAUCAAAGCGAAAUACGAAGACCGAGCUUUUGUUAGACCCCUCGCUGAAGGAUCGGGAAAAAUGGCAGAUGAGGUCUUAGUUGAAGCUGCUAAAAGGGGGGAUUUGGUGGGUGCGGUUUAUGGAGUUGCUAUUCGUGGGAAUGUGAACUUUGUGGAUGAGAGAGGGGUACAUGUUGUCUACUGGGCACUGAACUCUGGGGAUCCGGUGAAGGAAGGGGCAGAACCUACGAAUAAUACUACGGAACCGUUGUCGCCGGGGCACAAAGGGAAGGAAGUCAAAGAACCUACUUUCCCGCUUGCGGAGUUGUUAUUACAGAAUGGAGGGGCGAUUGGGGAGGUUAUGGCGGGGAAGAAAUUGGUGGUUUCGAGUGCAGCUAAGGGAUAUUUGGCUUUGAAGAGUGCAAAGGCUGGAGGGUUUGAUGGGGUUAAAUCCGGCGGAGUUGGAGGGGGGGUUAGUGGGAAGUCAGGAUCGGGACGGGAGAAGGCGCCAGGAAGUAGUGGUGGUGAAGGGGGCAGUUCUUUGGCGGCGGUGGAUGGCAGUGGUAGCAGUAGAGGAGGGAUAAGGAGUUCACAAAGUUUGAAGGGGGGGUCGCAAAGUGGUGAUGAGAGGGGGAAGAAAGAUAAGGAGGAGAAGUUGAGGAAGAGAGUUAGUACUAGUGGACGGAUUGUGGGCUCGAGGGUUUUGGAUAGUAUGCGAUGA